AGAUAAAAAAAGUUUAUUCCAGAAUGGCAGACAGAUCGUUAAAAGACGGUUCUGAUGCAGAUUAUGAAUUCACGUGUACACCUUGCAGCAAAGACAAUAUUAGAGAGGAGGCUGACAAGUAUUGCCCUGAGUGUCAAGAAUAUCUGUGUAAAACAUGUAUAAGAUACCAUAGUCGACUCAAGGCUUCACAGCAACAUAAACUGCUGGAUAAAAGGGAUGCUAAACAAGGUGUUGUUGUUUCCAGGAUUAAAUGUCUUUUCCAUCCAGACCGAGAAAUUGAAAUGUACUGCCUUACACAUGAUAUGGUGUACUGUCUCCUGUGUAUUGCAACAGAACAUAGGUCUUGUGACGGAGUAAACACAAUUGAAGAUGUGUCAAAACAAUGUGUCACUCAGGCGGAGAUUCAAUCGCUAUUAGAUGGGACACAAACUGUACAAGACAAGGUGAAGUCACUUACAGUUAAACAGAAACAAAAUGUUACUGCAAUAGAGAAAGAGAAGGAAGCUAUUGAAGGGAAACUAGAUGAUACAGUGACAAAACUUAUGGAACAUAUUAGAACAUUGAAAAGAGAGACAGCAAAAUGUUUAAAUGAUAAAUAUUCUACAUUGAAGGAGGAACUCGUAUCUGCUAUCAGUGUAUCAGGUCGCACAGCUGAAGACUUAAAACAAACCAAGGAACAACUACAUACUAUUGACAGUCUGGACUUAGAGCAGCAAUUUGUCCGGAUGAAAUUGGUGAAGAAAACAGUCCAAGAUGCAAACACUUUUAUAACAGAAGGUGAGGCAGAAGGUACAAAAUUUAUCGAUUUUACUGUAAAUAAAGAGCUGACGGACAUCAUCACCAAAGCAAAUUCUAUAGGUGAGGUGACAACUGGAAUUGUGGAUGAGCAGGAAUUGAAACAGAGGCAGUACACAAUAAAGUCAACGAAAGAGAUCAAUGUGAAGCUGAGUAAUGACAAAUGGGUAUGUUGCAUAUCUGAUAUCUGCAUACUUCCUGAUGAUACGAUCCUUUUGACUGAUCAUUACAAUAACAAAGUGAAAAGACUCGACAGUAAUGAUAGUGUCGAAAACGUCUAUGAUUUUCAUGCAAGAACUACAGGUAUAUGUAGUGUUAGUAACAGUGAAGUGGCUGUGAAAUUAAACAACAAUAGAAUUCAACUAUUUUCUGUUGGCUCACCUCUGUCCAAAGGAAAGACAAUAGAUAUAAAAAACGGUGGACAGUUUGGAUUAACAAUGUGCUGUGGUGAUCUAUGGUCAUCAGCCUCAAAUUGUGUUAACGUAUACAGUACUUCAUCUUAUCUUUUAAAAUCUAUCGUCAAGGAUCAAAACGGGAAGUCUAUAUUUAAAUCCAAUGUUCAGCAUAUGUCUGUCACUUCUGACACAGUGAUCGUGACAGAUAGCUCUGAUGGAGCUGUUUGUCUUAACAAGGAUGGUGUGGUCAUCAGAGAGCUGAGAGACAGUAGAUUGAAGAAUACUCGAGGUGUAUGUAAAGAUGACGAUGGAACAGUAUUUCUAUGUGGAUAUCAAUCACAAAACAUCGUUAUGUUCAACAGGGAUGGUAAAUGUCUCGGAGAACUGAUUGGGAAAGAUUCUGGUUUGAAAUUACCAGUCAGUAUGUUCUUCGAUGGGAGAAGAAAUAGGUUAAUUGUUGGAUGUGGCGACAGAAGCAUUUUAUUUGUAAUUGAAUUUGAUUGCUAAAAAGUCGCAAUAAUUUCAACUCCAAGUGAUAAUAAAAGAAAACUUAAAUAUAAUUCUGAUAUCAAAUAUCUUAAAAAAUAACUCUUAUAAGAAAAACAAUGUGAAUUAUCUAAAAUGCUAUUUACAUGCUUCAUGGUUUUAUUCUUUUGAUGACAUGUAUUAGUACUAAUCGCUGUAUAGAAAAUAAAAUACACAUGAAAAAUAAUAUCAUAAAAUUC
Ruditapes philippinarum (Manila clam) is the source of this 1915-nucleotide messenger RNA. RefSeq names its product E3 ubiquitin-protein ligase Midline-1-like. Bases 24 to 1697 code for a protein of 557 amino acids. Lineage: Eukaryota; Metazoa; Mollusca; Bivalvia; Venerida; Veneridae. The record is from RefSeq and is a predicted model, not a curated record. The transcript has 2 exons. Gene Ontology annotation, molecular function: zinc ion binding.